Funneliformis mosseae is the source of this 152-nucleotide messenger RNA. The record is from the annotation of a GenBank genome assembly. NCBI's taxonomy places the organism in Eukaryota, Fungi, Glomeromycota, Glomeromycetes, Glomerales, Glomeraceae.
UGCCAUUACUUUCGCCGGGGUCUGUAUCGGGUGCAGGAUAUCAGGCGGUAUCAAACGCGAUCUAUCAAAUUCAGCAUGAUCCAUUGUAUCAACUCUUUAAACCCAUCAACAGAUUACCAGACGUUGGCCGACUUUAUGAUAUCGAAGUAUAG